AUGCGUCUCUUUCGAGGCAGUGGCAUUGCGGGUCUUGCUUGCAUGAAACAGAUCCAAACAAUGGACGAUGGGACGCGCCGUAUUCGACCUCUUCUCUACCAGUCCAAAGCAAGUCUAGAAGCGACUUGCAAAGAGCGAAACGUCCCGUUUGUUUUGGACCCAUCCAAUCUCGAUCUCACCUACGAUCGAAACCGAAUCCGCUCUGGAGUGCAGCAAUUGAAAUCGAACGGUUCGUUGCAAGGUCCCAUGCUAUUGGAGGCAAUCGCUUACUUCCAAUCUGUACGCUUUUAUUGUCGAUGCUGUGACCGAAUCAGAUUCGCGAAGGGAUGGAAUUGGAGACAAAGCGAUACUUCCUCGACUGCUGUCAAUACAAUGCAGACUUCGGAAUCUGCCGAUUCAAUGCCACCAAACUCGCAGAAGCUCCGCUCCCCUACAUCACUUCCGGUUUGUUCUUUCGUGUUUCAUUCAUUGCAGUGUUGCGGUGGAUCUGCGUUGGAAUCGGCGGCUCGUCGUCACCUUCGGAGCGAGCGAUCCGCAGUGUUGCAGAGACUCUCGUGCGAGACAAGACGCUAA
Molecule: messenger RNA, 573 nt
Organism: Blastocystis hominis
Lineage: Eukaryota; Bigyra; Opalinata; Blastocystidae
Exons: 1
Coding region: 1-573 (190 amino acids)
Biological process (GO): tRNA processing
Molecular function (GO): ATP binding; ligase activity, forming carbon-nitrogen bonds
Source: RefSeq, a predicted model, not a curated record